Boeremia exigua is the source of this 848-nucleotide messenger RNA. RefSeq lists its product as uncharacterized. NCBI's taxonomy places the organism in Eukaryota, Fungi, Ascomycota, Dothideomycetes, Pleosporales, Didymellaceae. The record is from RefSeq and is a predicted model, not a curated record. Bases 194 to 376 code for a protein of 60 amino acids. The transcript is spliced from 4 exons.
UGGCGCACAUUCAAGCUGCCCCACCCCUUGCGUUCUAGCCCUUCGUUCUUCUCACACCAAUCACGGCGCUGCAAACCGCGCUGCUUUUAACGCCUUCUGUCAACGCUUCCCUUCCUGAUCCUUAAAUUCCACCGCUGCGUCCAGCACUUCAACACAACAAACCUCACGACACACAGACGGAAAGUUCGACAAAAUGGCUCGUGGCAACCAGCGUGAUAAGGCUAGAGAGAAGAACUUGAAGGAGCAGGCUGGCAAGAAAGGAGGAAAUACCAUGUCUGGCUCCCAGCAAGCGAAGGCUAAGGAAGACGCGGCUGCUAUCAUGCGCGCCAAGCAGAUUGCGGCCGAAGCGAAGAAGGCCGAAGCCGCCAAAAAAUAGAUGCCUAAGGCGUGAGCAAGCGACAAUCACCCACAACUGCAGUGCGCAUGACGUUUUGGAGCGCGCAACGCAGCGGAGCGGGCGUCAUUGGGAGUUACGAGCAGCUGCAAUUACUGCGACAUGUUUCUUGGAGGAUCUUGGGUAUACGACAUUCAUAAUCUACGAAUUUGUGGUGAUGCACUUGCCCAAUUGCGCCAACACCCUCUAUCGAGAACAAGACCUGAUGCAAACGCUAUAUGGAUUUGAAUUGCAGAGUCGUGCAAGCCUUGAGGUUUGUUACAAGUACAAUGAAACCUGAGAUAUUCCACUACAAGUCAAUGGGAGCCAGAAAUGUCACGAAAAGUUGCUUGACUUGACAUACCGGGACAGAGCAAAGGAAACUAUACGUCACAAUGGCCUAGAAUGAUGCCCACCACGCCAGACCUCACAAUAUUCAAUCUGACAUUUUCAAGUACAAAUGCAGUUCAAGAAC